Molecule: messenger RNA, 876 nt
Organism: Diplodia corticola
Lineage: Eukaryota; Fungi; Ascomycota; Dothideomycetes; Botryosphaeriales; Botryosphaeriaceae
Product: coenzyme q biosynthesis protein coq4
Exons: 1
Coding region: 1-876 (291 amino acids)
Biological process (GO): ubiquinone biosynthetic process
Cellular component (GO): mitochondrial inner membrane; mitochondrion
Source: RefSeq, a predicted model, not a curated record
AUGGCAGCAACACUGAAGCGCCCGCUCUCCGCGGCAAUCCGAGCCUCUCCCUGCGCUCCGCUCCCGCGCGCACUGCCGCUCUGCGCUCAUGCCCGCUUCUCCGUGCUCAACCGCCCUGCCCCCAACUACCCCGGCCAUGUGCCGCUGACGACAAUCGAGCGCGGCGCCCUGGCCGUCGGCUCCGCCGUGUGGUCGCUCGUCGACCCCCGCCGCGGCGACCUCAUCGCCGCCCUGGGCGAAGCCACCGCCCAGCCCUACUUCAUCUACCGCCUGCGCGACGCCAUGCUGCGCGACCCGACGGGCCGGCGCAUCCUGCGGGACCGCCCGCGCCUCACCUCCAAGACGCUGAACGUCGAGUGGCUCCGCACGCUGCCCGAAAACACCGUUGGCCGCACCUACGUCGGCUGGCUGGACCGCGAGGGCGUCAGCCCCGACACCCGCGCCCAGGUGCGCUACAUUGACGACGAGGAGUGCGCCUACGUCAUGCAGCGCUACCGCGAGUGCCACGACUUCUACCACGCCCUCUGCGGCCUGCCCGUCUUCAGGGAGGGCGAGGUUGCCCUCAAGGCGUUUGAGUUUGCGAACACGCUUUUGCCAAUGACUGGCUUGAGCAUCACGGCGGCUCUCACUCUGAAACAGAAGGAACGGACGAGGUUUUGGAAUAUCUACGGGCCGUGGGCGGUCGAGAACGGGCUGAAGGCCAAGGAGGUCAUCAAUGUCUACUGGGAGGAGUGUCUCGAGAAGGACGUAGACGAGCUGAGGACUGAAUUGGGAAUUGAAAAGCCACCGGACCUGAGGGAGAUCAGACAGCAAGAAAAGGCAAGGAGAAAGGCGGAGAAGGCUGCCGGCGAAGCAGCUCGUCAGGCCGUCGUUUGA